UUUUUCUACUUUUUAUUAAAGUUUCACUUUCGUUUUCCUGAACUUGGUGUCGCAGAUGAUCUUGUCGGUGUGAAUAUCCAUGUGAAGGCAGACUGCAGACUGGGAAACACCAGUCCUUCUUAGUCCUUCUACUCACAACAUAUAAGAAUCUAACUGGACCGCGUCCUCUUACUGAGGUCUGUACUACGAAGCAGGAUUUGAUCUUAUCAAGGUGAAGGUAGAAAGUGUGCGUGAGCUGAUGUGGAUGUGAAUUCAGCAGCAUGGAUCAGUGUGAGGACAGAGAGGAGGGAGUCCCCCCCUCUAAAACCACUCUGUGUGGGGAACAUGAGAGCCAGACCAAAGCUCAGAGGAACCAACCUGGAGCUGAACCCAGCUGUGUGUCCUUAAAGAGCGACCAUUCAAAGAAUUUUAAUAUUGAUUUGAAACAAAGACAUUUAUCUGACACAGAGAUGUAUCAGAAACCUGAACCCAGCUGUGUGUCCUUAAAAAGUGAUGAGUUAAAGCAUUUAAAUGUUGAUUUUAAAGAAAAUUCUUCUGCUGCAGAGAGAGUGGACCAGGAGAGUUCAAAGGUUCCCAUUGAUCAACCUGCCAAACACCAUCAGACACAUUUGGACUCUGUAUUUAUGCUACUGGAGGAUAACAUCAUCACUUUUGUGAAGAAUGAGCUGAAGGAGAUCCAGAAAAUUCUAAGUUCAGAUUACCCAGAAUCCUUAGGGAGCCAGAAAGAGGAUGAGGAGGUCUUGGAGGAUGAAAAUAAAGAGGAAAACAGAAACAGCAGAGAAGCAUUUGUGAAAAUCACACUGCACUUCCUCAGGAGAAUGAGGAAGGAGGAACUGGCUGACUGUCUGCAGAGCAAAAUAUUUGCUCCAGAUUUUCGACAUGAACUCAAAUCUUCUCUGAAGAAGAAGUUCCAGUGUGUGUUUGAGGGGGUUGCUAGAGCAGGAAACCCAACCCUUCUGAAUCAGAUCUACACAGAGCUCUACAUCACAGAGGGAGAGACUACAGAGGUCAAUGAUGAACAUGAGGUCAGACAGAUUGAAACAGCAUCCAGGAAACCAGACAGACCAGAAACAACAAUCAGACAAGAAGACAUCUUUAAAGCCUCACUUGGAAGAGAACAACCAGUCAGGACAGUGCUGACAAAGGGAGUGGCUGGCAUUGGGAAAACGGUCUUAACACAGAAGUUCAGUCUGGACUGGGCUGAAGACAAAGCCAACCAGGACAUCCAGUUCAUAUUUCCAUUCACUUUCAGAGAGCUGAAUGUGCUUAAAGAGGAAAAGUUCAGCUUGGUGGAACUUGUUCAUCAUUUCUUUACUGAAACCAAACAAGCAGGAAUCUGCAGCUUUGAAAACGUCCAGGUUGUUUUUAUCUUAGAUAGUCUGGAUGAGUGUCGGCUUCAUCUGGACUUCCACAAAACUACAAUCCUAACUGACCCUAGAAUGUCCACCACAGUGGAUGUGCUGUUGAUUAACCUUAUUAGGGGGAAUCUUCUUCCCUCUGCUCGCCUCUGGAUAACCACACGACCUGCAGCAGCCAAUCAGAUCCCUCCAGAAUGUGUUGACAUUGUGACAGAGAUCAGGGGGUUCAAUGACUCACAGAAGGAGGAGUACUUCAGGAAGAGAUUCAGAGAUGAACAGCAGGCCAGCAGGAUAUUCUCCCACAUCAAGACAUCAAGAAGUGUCCACAUCAUGUGUCACAUCCCAGUCUUCUGCUGGAUCAUUGCUACAGUUCUGGAGGAUGUGCUGAAAACCAAAGAGGGAGGAGAGCUGCCCAAGACCCUGACUGAGAUGUACAUCCACUUUCUGGUGGUUCAGGUGAAAAUGAAAAAAGUCAAGUAUGAUGGAGGAGCUGAGACAGAUCCACACUGGAGUCCAGAGAGCAGGAAGAUGAUUGAGUCUCUGGGAAAACUGGCUUUUGAGCAGCUGCAGAAAGGAAACCUGAUCUUCUAUGAAUCAGACCUGACAGAGUGUGGCAUUGAUAUCACAGCAGCCUCAGUGUACUCAGGAGUGUUCACACAGAUCUUUAAAGAGGAGAGAGGACUGUACCAGGACAAGCUGUUCUGCUUUGUUCAUCUGAGUGUUCAGGAGUUUCUGGCUGCUCUUCAUGUCCACCUGACAUUUAUUAACUCUGGAGUUAUUCUGCUGGAAAAGCAACAAAAAUCAUCGCAUCAGUCUGAAACAGAUGAAUACUUCUAUGAGAGUGCUGUGGACAAGGCCUUACAGAGUCCAAAUGGACACUUGGACUUGUUCCUCCGUUUCCUCCUGGGUCUUUCACUUCAGACCAAUCAGACUCUCCUACAAGGCCUGCUGACACAGACAGGAAGUAGCUCACAGACCAAUCAGGGAACAGUUCAGUAUAUCAAGAAGAAGCUCAGUGAGAAUCUGUCUGCAGAGAAAAGCAUCAAUCUGUUCCACUGUUUGAAUGAACUUAAUGAUUGUUCUCUAGUGGAGGAGAUCCAACAGUCCCUGAGAUCGGGACAUCUCUCUGCAGAUAAAUUGUCUCCUGCUCAGUGGUCAGCUCUGGUCUUCAUCUUAUUGUCAUCAGAAAAAGAUAUGAAUGUGUUUGACCUGAAGAAAUACUCUGCUUCAGAGGAGGCUCUUCUGAGGCUGCUGCCCGUGGUCAAAGCCUCCAACAAAGCUCUACUGAGUGGCUGUGACCUCUCAGAGAGAAGCUGUGAUGCUCUGUCCUCACUUCUCAGUUCCCCGCCCGUUAGUCUGAGAGAGCUGGACCUGAGUAACAACAACUUGCAGGAUUCAGGAGUGAAGCUUUUGUCUGUUGGCCUCAAGAGUCCAUACUGGAAACUGGAAACUCUCAGUCUUUCAGGCUGUCUGAUCACAGAGGAAGGCUUUGCUUCUAUAGCUUCAGCCCUGAGCUCCAACCCCUCAAAUCUGAAACUGCUGGACCUGAGCUACAACCAUCUUGGAGACUCAGGAAUGAAGCGGCUGAAGGAUCUACACUUGAGACAGGACACUCUCAGGGUGGAGCCUGCUGGAGUCCGAUGGUUGACACCAGGUCUGAGGAAGUAUUCCUGU
Oreochromis aureus is the source of this 3032-nucleotide messenger RNA. RefSeq names its product NACHT, LRR and PYD domains-containing protein 3-like. The annotation marks the transcript as partial. Gene Ontology annotation, molecular function: protein binding. The record is from RefSeq and is a predicted model, not a curated record. Lineage: Eukaryota; Metazoa; Chordata; Actinopteri; Cichliformes; Cichlidae. The transcript is spliced from 12 exons.